Messenger RNA from Sugiyamaella lignohabitans, 1101 nucleotides. RefSeq lists its product as uncharacterized. The transcript has a single exon. The record is from RefSeq and is a predicted model, not a curated record. NCBI's taxonomy places the organism in Eukaryota, Fungi, Ascomycota, Dipodascomycetes, Dipodascales, Trichomonascaceae. Bases 1 to 1101 code for a protein of 366 amino acids. Gene Ontology annotation, biological process: transmembrane transport. Gene Ontology annotation, cellular component: intracellular membrane-bounded organelle; membrane.
AUGCUUGUCUCGGGAUGCUCUAAUUCGUUGCUGACCAAGUUACAGGACAUGCAGUGUGUGGGUAAUUGUGAUGCUAAAGAUCCUAAGAAGAGAAAGCUUUUCGAACAGCCUGUGUUCCAGACGGCGCAAAUGUUUUUUGCUGAGACCUCGGUGUGGUUGAUGUAUUGGAUCAUGAAGUAUCAAGCCAGUAAGAGCCGACGAGGUUACACGACGGUAGAUGAUGCCGCUAGUGUCACUAGCAGCGGAACCAAGAAACUAGAAGGCUACAGGACUUUGCUUCUGGCAAUUCCAUCUAGUCUGGAUUUGCUGGCAACCACAUUAAUGAAUGUAGGACUGCUGUUGGUUCCAGUCUCUAUCUACCAGAUGACUAGAGGUUCGGUUGUUCUUUUUGUAGGAUCUCUGUCAACCAUAUUUCUCAAACAUCGCAUCACGAGGAAGCAAUGGAUUGGUCUGUUCAGUGUUUGCUGUGGUGUUUUCCUCGUUGGAUUGAGUGCUGCUUUUGACAAAAAGCCUUCUAUUCCUGAAGAUAUAAGCGGUGGUCAAUCACCCGCUGAGUCUUCUGUUAGCUGGGAAGUUGUAUUGGGUGUCCUUUUAAUUCUGUUCGCACAGAUUUUUACUGCUUCUCAGUUUGUGGUCGAAGAGCAUAUUCUUGAGAAGUACUCUUUAGAGCCCAUCAAGGUUGUCGCCUGGGAAGGUAUCUUUGGAGUCUCUAGUGUAAUUAUUGGAUCAACUUUGAUCUAUACGCUUUUUGGCAGACAUAAUCCAAAGCUCGAAAUCUUUGAUAUUUCCGAGGGCGUCAAGCAGGCCAUGGGUAAUCGUGUCAUGGUGCUCAUUUCACUCUCGAUCAUGCUCUCCAUGGCCAUAUUCAAUAUCUGCGGACUCACUGUUACAAACAAAAUCAGUGCCACAUCGAGAUCCACUAUUGAUACAUCCCGGACCCUUGGAAUCUGGAUUGUGUCCCUUCUCAUUGGCUGGGAACAGUUCCGUUUCCUCCAGCUUGUAGGUUUCGGUCUCCUUGUGUACGGUACUUUAUUAUUCAAUGGCCUCAUUGGCUCUGAACCCGUAGUCGACCCUCUUCCCGAAGAGUUCGAGCACAGUUAA